AUGAUCAUUCGGGCCGAGAUCGCCGAUUACGACGUGGGUCGGGUGCUGAUUGACACCGGAAGCUCGGUGAACGUGAUCUUUGCCGAUGCGUUCAAAGGACUGGGAAUUGCCGACAGCAUGGUCAAUCGGCAAAUCACGCCUCUCCUCAGUUUUUCUGGAGAUCUGGUCCAACCAGUCGGUAGCAUCAGUCUGCCCAUCGCCUUCGGCGUCGCCCCUAGGAAAACCAUGACCUACGAUCAAUUCCUCAUUGUUGACUGCCCAACGGCAUACAACGUCAUCAUAGGGCGAACGGCGCUCACCAGGGUGAAAGCCCACUUAUCUCCACACAUGUUGCUGAUGAAGUUCCCGACACGCAACGGUACCGGAGCCAUCCGGGGCGAUCAGCUCAGCGCACGGACGUGCUAUGCCACGGCCCUUAAGUCGGUAGCCAGCAAACCGCCAAUGGAAGCCAUGACCUUGUAG
Molecule: messenger RNA, 462 nt
Organism: Prunus armeniaca (apricot)
Lineage: Eukaryota; Viridiplantae; Streptophyta; Magnoliopsida; Rosales; Rosaceae
Source: the annotation of a GenBank genome assembly